AUGGCGCAUCCGCACCUCGGCGACGACACCGCGCCAACGAACACCAACAAGAUGCCUCCACCCGGUCCUUUUUUCCCCCACGAUCCCAACCCUUCGAAUAGAACCCGGUGCACGAAGCGCCCCAAAAGCUCCUUCAUUUCCCGUUCCGAGCGCUCAAAACCGCACUGUUCCAAGCUCAGCAAUCAAGCCCGACUCGGACCAUCGCUGCCUAAACGCACCGAACCUGGUCUGCUUCCACUCGAGCGUACGGGCUUUGAAGCGCCUCAGACCGACAUCCUCCGCGAUUCCCACCCUCCGAGCUCGAAUAGCACGUUGCAAGAAAUGAUGGAGUCGUUCGAGUCUUUGAGCGUGAAGAGCAGUGGAAAGGAGAAGGAUGUUGAGGUGGAGAAGGGAAAGCAAAAGAUCGGAGGCACGAAGGGAGAUGGGAUGGCGACUCGAGGAUAUGCAGUAGGCAUCAUGAAUUUGCUCAAGGACAUGAUCAAAGAAGAACAAGGUCAACCACCGAGGCCGCGCGGUCGAAAGCGAGAGCACGAUGAGAUGGAAAACCCUGAGGGAGAAGAAGAAGAGCUAGCACCGGCAACAGAGCGUGGGUUUGGCACCACCGAGAUCCUGGAACAUAUCCUGGACUUCCUGUCGCCUGGCGAUCUCCUGCUAUGCCUCGCAACCUGCCAGACAUUCAAGAACUGCUAUGACAACUCAAAGAAGCUCAAGCUCAAGACGUGCGAAGAGGUCGAAAUCACAAUGCCUGGAGUAAUUGUGUAUCGUGCCCACAGCCCAGCCUUCGCUGGCAACGGCAACGGCGCGAACAGCACAGCUAUUCCUCCUGCCAACGGCAACCUCACCGGACCGAGUCACAACACAACAGCCGCGCCAAGCGCGAAUUCCGCUGUUCCGCCCGCCCCUCGCAAGCCUCCGCUCAUCUUCAACAUCAACCCACUGCUUUUCGGACCCGUCGUCCGCGCCCGUAACGACCAAUGGCAUCUUACGUACACCUUCAAAGGCGCCAGGGGAGUGCAGCUCGCUCGUGUCAUCUGCGAGCCUGGCAAAGAGCUGGCUUUCGAAGUCACAUUCAAUAACCCUCGUUUCAACCCUGGUUGGGCCGCAGCCCCCACCGGAUCCUGGACGAGACUGUACCCCAUCGACGCCGGCAUGCAAGUUCAGCUCAAGGUGAUCUACUGGGAUGAGCGGAGCUACGAGACGCCGCGUGGUGAGAUCACCGUCAACAAGACUGCAAAGGCCACACUGUCUUGCUCUGCAGCUAAGGUUGGCCAGAUCCUCGCUCGUGCUCGUCAGGUCAAUACCGUGCUGCAGGGGUACCUCUUCGAGCUGCCCCCGAGGACCAACGAUUUGAUGAAGGAGAUUGGCGGCCAAGGUUUGAGUUUAUGGGCCACGGACAAGCUUGACAAGAGGAUUGCGUGCACGGUUGAGACAGUCACGAUGACGAAGACCUUGUGCUAG
Messenger RNA from Zasmidium cellare ATCC 36951, 1458 nucleotides. RefSeq lists its product as uncharacterized. The coding region runs from base 1 to 1458 and encodes 485 amino acids. Gene Ontology annotation, molecular function: protein binding. The transcript has a single exon. Lineage: Eukaryota; Fungi; Ascomycota; Dothideomycetes; Mycosphaerellales; Mycosphaerellaceae. The record is from RefSeq and is a predicted model, not a curated record.